This is a messenger RNA of Pyrus x bretschneideri (Chinese white pear), 2510 nucleotides long. RefSeq names its product putative pentatricopeptide repeat-containing protein At1g12700, mitochondrial. Lineage: Eukaryota; Viridiplantae; Streptophyta; Magnoliopsida; Rosales; Rosaceae. The coding region runs from base 197 to 2038 and encodes 613 amino acids. The record is from RefSeq and is a predicted model, not a curated record. The transcript has a single exon. Gene Ontology annotation, molecular function: protein binding.
UCGAUUCGGUUCACGGUACUUUUGGCCCAGACCUUUUGGAGAGAAGGGAUCUUUUGAUAUAGGCAAGACUUUCCAUGACCACGACUUUUUGCGGUUGAAUCAGAUACUUCCCUCCAUAAUUCAUCCUGUCCAAAACUGCUUCUGUAUAGUGGAUCUCAGCUGUGGAGGAUUAACGCACUGAACCGCUGACUUGGAGAUGGUGAAGAUGAUGCGGGCAACGGUUGCUGCGUCUUCUUCUUUGAAGGUUGGUUAUGGCAACACCACCGGCAGACUCAGACUCAGAGGUAUGCCGCCUUGUCUUCUUCAAUCUUCUACUGCUGUUGUUUUCUUAAACAAUUACUUGGCUUUGUUUCACUCUCCGUCUUCCAAAUCGACCGAAUCUAGAAACACCCAACAACACCAUCUUGUUGAAAUCACUAAUGUCGAAGAUGCUCUCAAUGUGUUCGACGAAAUGCUUCAAAGUUGUCCUCUGCCUUCCGUUGUCCCUUUCAACCAAGUCUUGACUCAACUUGCCAAGUUGAAACAUUACUCGGCAGUCAUCUCCUUGAAUAACCAAAUGGUUGUGUCCGGAAUUCGUCCUGAUGUUUAUACUCUGAACAUUAUCAUUAACUGCUUUUGUCGUUUGCACCAAACGGGGUUUGGUUUGUCAGUCUUGGGAAACUUCUUCAAAUUGGGUUUUGAACCAAAUGUCGCAACCUUAAAUAUUCUAAUCAACGGCUUUAUUCUCCGUAAUAGAGUGGCUGAGGCAGCAGCACUUUUCAAAAAAAUGUUGGACAGUGGUAAUUCUAAGCCGAAUGUGGUUACUUUCGGUACCCUAGUAAAGGGUCUUUGCACAAAAGGUAACAACACUGCAGCAAUCCAAUUGCUUAAGAAGAUGGAAGAAGGGGCUUGCAAGCCUAACAUAGUUAUUUAUAGCACGAUUAUCGACAGUCUUUGCAAAGAUACUCUAGUUGUGGAUGCACUGAACCUCUUCUCAGAAAUGAAGAGUAAGGGUAUUGCCCCAGAUGUCUUGACCUAUAACUCUUUGAUUCUUGGAGUUUGCAAAUUACAGGAUUGGAAAGAAACUACAAGAUUGUUGAAUGAAAUGGUGAGUAAACAUAUCUUUCCAAAUGUGUACACCUUUAAUGUCUUGGUUGAUACAUUUUGUAAAGAGGGAAUGGUCCAAGAAGCAAGGAGCGUGAUCGAAAUGAUGAUUCAAAGAGGUAUCGAACCUGAUACGAUUACUUACAAUUCGUUUAUGGAUGGGUAUUGUUUGCGAGGAGAAAUGGACGAGGCGAAAAAGGUUUUUGAAGAGAUAUUUAGCACAGGAUGCAUGGUCAAUGCUCGUAGUUAUAGCAUAUUGAUAAACGGCUAUUGUAAGCUUAAAAGGAUAGAUGAUGCCCGGAUACUUUUUCUGGAAAUGUCUCAAAGGGGAAUUGUUCCAAAUAUGGUUAUUUAUAACACUCUUAUAGAUGGGUUUUGCAAGAUGGGAAAACUACAAGAUGCACAUAACUUGUUCUCUCAAAUGCAAGCUUUAGGCCAACUUCCAAAUACUCAAACUUAUUCUAUUUUACUGGAUGGCCUUUGUAAAAACCAACAAUUUCCCGAGGCAGUUGAAUUGUUGGACGAGAUGGAGGAAAAGAAGUUGGAUUUUAAUAUUGUAACUUACAAUAUUCUUAUUCAAGGUUUGUGCAGAGCUGAAAAAGUUGAAUAUGCAUGGGAUCUCUUUCGGAGUUUGUCAUCGAAAGGAGUUCAACCUGAUGUCAGGUCAUAUAAUAUAAUGAUUAGUGGAUUUUGUAAUGGGGGGCUAACAUGUAAGGCAGAAAACUUGCUAAGGGAAAUGGAAGAGAGAGGUCGUUCUCCAAAUGGUUGCACGUACAACACAAUUAUCCGAGGGUUUUUCAAUAACAACGACAUAUCAAGGGCGGUGAGGCUUAUUCAAGAAAUGGUGGAGAGGGGUUUUUCUUUAGAUGCAUCAACUGCGAAGUUGAUCGUUAAUUUAUUGUCUGAAGAUGAAGUAGAUCUUGCUUUGUUGGCAUUUAUAGAAAGUCCGCAAUGAAACUGAUUUGCAUCUCUGCAGUUUAGACAAGUUUGGGGGCUUCCUUCCCUUGAAUGUUGCAUUGGAGAGUGUUGUUCCACGGCUGAGUCGAAUUCAGGUAACCAUUCAUUCGUGUAUCGCCUAGUGAUGUAUGAUAUCUGUAGCAAUUCAAAAUCUUUACAAAAGUAACAGAAUCAACGAAAUACAAACUUUCAUUUGCUUCCUGCAACCACUCGUCAAGUAAAAUACUCAAACAUGCAGCCAAUUAGAACCCAACAACUCCCAAAAGCACAAUGAGUGAUCAUAUUACGUACAUAAAUUUAUUGUAGCAAAGCUUGUAUUGGUGUUGUUUUGGUGUAACGUAUCAUUCUUAUGCAUGAGGAUCAAGAAAGCAGUUGAGAUUACUCUCGACACACGUGCUUAUGCGUGACGUAUUUUGAACUUAAUACACACGUAAAUUGUUUAGUUAACGUAUAUAAUCUGCUCUGAUAUA